AUGAGCUAAAAUUAGGAAACUCGGCCCUUGCUACUCAAUAAUAGUUUGGAUCCUAAAGAUUCUCAAGACGACACCUUCUCUAAAAUUGAAGUCACUAAAUCUCUUAUUUCGCUAGCUAUCCCGAUAUCAUUUUAAACAGCAAUGGUUUAUAUGAAUCAGGUAGUCAACAUAUACUUCUGUGGUUAUGAUCCAGAUCCUGUUGUUGUUGCUGGUGCUGGUUUAGGUAUCACAUAUAUCAAUGUUGCAUUUAUUGCCGCAAGUUUAGGACUAAAUGGAGCAAUGCAGUCAUUAGUAGCAUAAUCUUAUGGAGCAGGAAACCACAGACAAUGUGGUGUUUAUGUAAACAGAGCGAGAGUGGUUGUUUCAAUAUGGCUACCUAUAGUGAUACUCAUUUCAUUUUUUUUGGGAAGCAUUUUAGCUGCUAUUGGAAUCAACUAGUAAACUGCGAAUGUAGCAUAAAUAUAUACAACAAGAGCUCUGCCAGGCUAUAUUGCUCUCAUGUACUUUGAUGUUGCAAGAUAAUUUUUGGUUGCACUGGGGAAACCUCUCUUAAGUACCUAUAUUUAAGCUAUUACUGGAAUAUUGCACGUUUUAAUUUGCUAUAUUUCAAUCGUGAAAUAUGAACUACCCUAUUAUUUCACUGCCUAUUCAACGAGUCUAUAAAUUCUAGCUAACUUUGGAAUUAUACAUCUCAUUUUAUAUCUUGAUCCCUAGUAUAAAUCAUCCUGGUUUAUAGGAGGUAAAGAAACAUUUUAAAAUCUUGCAGCCUAUGCUAAGUUGGCUGUUCUUUCAGGACUAUUGUAAUGUUUUGAAUAUGCAGGAUUUGAAAUAUUUUGCGUCAUUUCUGGAUAUAUAUCUGUUGCUUCAAAUGCUGCUUAGGUGAUAAUACUUACAAUCUACAUAUCUUUUUACUAGAUACCUCUAGGAAUAAUGAUGUCAAACACUACUAUUAUAGGAUAGCUAAUUGGACAAAGAAAGAGUAAACUUGCAAAGGCAUAGUCAAGUUUCAUCAUUAAGUUGAAUAGCAUAUUUGGUCUUAUCACUGGAACAAUAAUUAUCCUUCUUAGAAAACAAUUAUCAAGAAUUUUUUCUCAAAACGAUGAAGUGAUUGAGAUAACUUCUCAUACUUUGAUAUUUGCAGGUAUAUGUCAUGCGCUUGAUUUUAUAUAUUCAGUUUAAGCUGGUUCUAUAAGAGCUCUAACAAAAUUCAAUCAUGCAGUUGUAGGAGGAUUGGUAGCAUUUUAUGUAAUUGCUUGUCCAUUAGGGUGUCUAUUUGCACUUUAUUUAAAACUUGGUGUUCCUGGAAUAUGGUUUGGGCAAAUUAUAGGUUUAUUCCUUAUUGCUAUAUACUUUCAGUAUCUAUUAAGCUGGGGAUUCGAUUGGGAUUUGAUAACUUAGCAAUCGUAUGAAAGACAAAAUGAAGAUUUAUAGCUUUAGUUGAAAUAAGAUGACUUAUUGGUAAAGAAUAAUGAUUUUGAAAGUACCAAAAAGGAAGAUUAUUAGGCUAUUGAAUAAUAGGUUUAACCUUGA
Messenger RNA from Stylonychia lemnae, 1530 nucleotides. The record is from the annotation of a GenBank genome assembly. Lineage: Eukaryota; Ciliophora; Spirotrichea; Sporadotrichida; Oxytrichidae.